Molecule: messenger RNA, 959 nt
Organism: Colias croceus (clouded yellow)
Lineage: Eukaryota; Metazoa; Arthropoda; Insecta; Lepidoptera; Pieridae
Product: 3-oxoacyl-[acyl-carrier-protein] reductase FabG-like
Exons: 2
Coding region: 147-902 (251 amino acids)
Molecular function (GO): oxidoreductase activity
Source: RefSeq, a predicted model, not a curated record
UUAGUGUAGUUGCUCCGUAUAAAAUAAAAAAACUUACGAAUAAAAAUCACACGAUCAAAAGUAACUCAUACGCUAUAAUACAUUUGUCUGCGAAGAUAUUAAAUUUUAAUCAGUGUUUUGCAGGGAACGAAGCUACUACCAUCAUUAUGAGUUUCAAGUCAAAAGUUGUUCUUGUGACCGGCUCAAGCUCUGGUAUAGGAGCUGCGACAGCUAUAUCCUUCGCUAAAGAAGGCGCUGACGUCGUUAUAACAGGAAGGAAUGAAGAGAAGCUACAAAAAGUUGAAAAGCUAUGCGCAUUGUCCGGACGAAACCCUCUUGUUAUAAAAGCAGAUAUAACUAAGAACGAUGACGUUAAAAGAAUAAUGGAAGAAACAAUCAAAAGGUUUGGUAAACUUGAUAUUUUGAUAAACAAUGCUGGAAUACUUCGUAAUGGUACAUUAGAAAGUGGUAAUGCGUUAAAAGUGUACGAUGAAGUCAUGGCAACGAACGUUCGAGCUGUUGUGAACUUAACCAAUCAAGCUACUCCAUAUCUGAUAGCUAGUAAGGGAAAUAUAGUGAACAUUUCAAGUGUAGGAGGAAGACAGAUACGUGAUGGUGACUACACAGCUUAUUCUAUGUCAAAAGCAGCUUUGGAUCAUUUUACCAGAGGAGCUGCUAUCGAACUAUCAAAGCAUGGAGUAAGAGUGAACACUAUGAGCCCUGGACCAGUAAAAACUGACUUAUUUAUCAAUGCUGGAAUCAAUUUGCCGUAUGAAGAAAUAGGGUUUAAAACACUUCUUAAUCGCUGGGGUGAGCCUGAAGAAAUUGCAGAUAUUAUUCUGUUUCUAGCUAGUGAUAAAGCCAUAGGUGUUACUGGUUCUAAUUAUACUUCGGAUAAUGGUUACUUAUUACUUAAAUAUUAAUGUUAUUAUGUUAUAGUUAAUGUUAGUGGUUAUUUAUUAUAUUAUGUUCAGAACAAA